Hylaeus volcanicus is the source of this 1974-nucleotide messenger RNA. Its product is annotated as pancreatic lipase-related protein 2-like. The coding region runs from base 633 to 1655 and encodes 340 amino acids. Lineage: Eukaryota; Metazoa; Arthropoda; Insecta; Hymenoptera; Colletidae. Gene Ontology annotation, molecular function: lipase activity. Gene Ontology annotation, biological process: lipid metabolic process. The transcript is spliced from 6 exons. The record is from RefSeq and is a predicted model, not a curated record.
UUGUAAUAAAAUAAUAUUAGAGUAUCGCCGUUAGCAUUUGUUCGCUAAAGUUCGUCGUCGUAUUCAUCGAAUUCGUCAUCUUCGAUUUAAAUUUCACGCAUAUGUAUUGCUUCAUAGUUGUUCUUCUUGCAGAUCUCUGAUUACAUGAACUCGAAAACUUUGAACUUGGCGAACUUGGCCUUGAACUCGUAUCCAUGGCAGUGAAUCUAACAUCAUUUUACUUUCUGUAUUACGAUCAAUCGUAAUAUAACAUAACGUUUACCAUUUCUACUAUUAUCGGAUGAAAUAAACAUAACAUUAUAUUACAUGACAUAAAAGAGACAUUCAAGAUAUCGUAUCAAAAAUCUUGUAUAUUUUAAAGUUCGUACGUAUCGAAUUAUUGUUUUCGGAAGCUAUGUUAAACGUAGAAGAUAUUAUUUUCAAAAUUGUUACUGUCGAUAAAAUAUUCUUUUCUUUAUUUAUACAAUCCAAAAAGGAUUUUACGUAACGCAGUCAUCCCUCGAUACGCGUAGCAAUUUCGUUCUCAGAAAUGUUUACUCAUUUCGAAAUUUUUUACAAAAUUAUGCGUGUGCAUAGUAUUUUUGUACCAACGAAAAACCCGCGUUGAAUAUCAUUUAAAAUUCAGUACGUGCAUGUAUUCUUUUUUUCUUACAAAAUCAGAUCUUUUUAAACGAAACAAAACAAGUAAUGACACGUAUAUAUACUUUAUAUACGUGCAAUUAAUUAAGACGUUUAAUCAAAUUUUUUGCGCGUAUUCUCCGAUAGCAUUAUUAAUAAGGGAAUUGGAGCAGAAAAACGGCUUCUUAACGUCAGUUGCUUUCCUACGUUAUUUUUUGGGAGAGAAUCCAUUCGGAGAGGAACAAUUGUUUUUAAACAACACCGAGGUCCUUUACGCGUCUCACUUCAACGAGAGCCGGCCGACGAAGUUCAUCAUUCAUGGAUUCAGCGACACCGGAAACGAGGCCUGGGUACGAGGUCUGAUAGACGCGUAUUUGCUUCACGAAGACGUGAACGUGAUCGUCGUGGGAUGGGGAUUCCUGGCAGCCGACUUUUAUCCAAUGGCAGCGAACAAUACGCGUCGGGUAGGCGAGUUUUUGGGCAACUUUCUGGAAUUCCUGAAUCGCGAGUCGAACCUCGAGUACAAGGAUGUUCAUAUCAGUGGGCACAGUUUGGGCUCGCACGUGGCAGGAUUCGCUGGUGCUUAUUUGGAUGGACGUAUUGGCAGAAUAACAGGCUUAGAUCCAGCGAGUCCCCUGUUCGAGACGAUUUCUGGAAUUGUUGACCCGGAAUUGAGAUUAGAUCCGACCGACGCGCAAUUCGUGGACGUGAUCCAUACCAGCGGGUCUGCUUUCGGAUUCUUGGCUCCACUCGGCCACGCUGACUUUUAUCCCAACAACGGAAAGUUCCCGCAACCUGGCUGCUCGUUUAUUCCGACCUCGACUUAUUGCAGUCAUUCGAGAGCACACCAGUUCAUGACCGAGAGCAUAGGUAGCACAGCUGGCUUCAAGGCGAGGACCUGCGAGAACUGGGAGAAGUACGAGGAGAAUCGCUGCGAUUACAAUCCAGUCGUGCUGAUGGGCGAAUACGCGUCUACGUCGUUGCGGGGAAAGUUUUAUCUAUCGACGAACGACGCUCCUCCGUUCGCAAUGGAAUGAAACUUUUAAAGGAUGGAAGCAAAGCUCGAAACGACUGUGUGUGGCGGUGAUCGUGUACUCGCGACGUGAAACGAUCCGUACUAGUCAUUUAUAAGUUACUUUAUUUAUCCAGCGUGAACAGUUUUAUUCGAGGUUUGAAACGAAUCAACGAUACACUCCGAACGAGAUCGAGGCAGGUGGCAAGGCGCCGUCGUUGCAUGCCCGUAGAAAGUACAAAUUAUAUUAAUUAAUCUAGCGCGGUUAGAUGAUAUCUUUUUUCUCGUUCGUGCGCCCUUGUAAAUGAAAGAAAGAAAAUAAAUAUUUUAUUGGUUACCUCGGA